CGCGACUUUAUAUUAUACGACGUUCGAAUGGCAUAAAGUGUUUGUCAGCAUAGUUUAACUGCGGCGUAUUUUGAAUUUUUGUUGUGAAAUCACACGAUCAAACAGUUCAACUUGUUAAUUUUUGUGAUUUAUUUGACAAGGAUCAGACACUUUUCCACUUCUAAAAAUUUCCACUUCACAUUCACAAUGCCAACCAAAAAGAGCGAGACCGAAUUCAAUAAGAUCCUGGAGGAUUUCUCAUAUAAAGGCGAACGGAACAAGAAUAAACUUACUGCUGCAAUAAUCGACACUCCAAUUGGCGAAUUGCUAGCGGUGGGCAAUGACAAAUCCAUUUAUCUACUACAAGUGCUAAAGAAAGAAUUUUCGUAUGCGCAACUGAAAAGAAUUACCGACAAAACAAGAUCCCAUAUCACUAAAGGCCGGUCGAAACCAAUUGAUUUGUUGGAACGGGAGUUGACCGACUAUUUCAAUGGUACGCUGGAAGUAUUCACGACACCCAUUUCGAUGCAUGGUACCGAUUUUCAAAUUCAGGUGUGGAACGAAUUGAGAAACAUUCCAUUCGGUAAGCAAAUAUCCUACGCUCAACUGGCAGACAAUGUGAAGUCUGUUAGACCGAAAUCAUCAACCACUGCACCGGUACGAGCAGUCGGAACGGCAAAUGGAGCUAAUCGCAUUCUGUUAUUGAUUCCAUGUCAUCGUGUCAUUAACAAGAAUGGAAAACUUGGUGGAUUUUCGUGCGGUAUCGAACGGAAACAGUGGCUUUUAAAUCAUGAGGGUCAGACAUUCUAAUUUAUGAUUGAGAUUUUGUUGAAUCGAAAUUUGUGUACUGCCUCUAAGGCGCAUUUAUUCAAAAUAAAAUCAAGGUCCACUGUGAACAUUAAACUAAGCCUCCACACAUACCAUACCAAUGUUACCAUUACGUUUUAUGAUGCAAUAAUAAAAUUGUGAAAAGUU
Bradysia coprophila is the source of this 954-nucleotide messenger RNA. Its product is annotated as methylated-DNA--protein-cysteine methyltransferase. Gene Ontology annotation, biological process: DNA repair. The record is from RefSeq and is a predicted model, not a curated record. Gene Ontology annotation, molecular function: methylated-DNA-[protein]-cysteine S-methyltransferase activity. Lineage: Eukaryota; Metazoa; Arthropoda; Insecta; Diptera; Sciaridae.